Messenger RNA from Meyerozyma guilliermondii ATCC 6260, 2154 nucleotides. RefSeq lists its product as uncharacterized. Lineage: Eukaryota; Fungi; Ascomycota; Pichiomycetes; Serinales; Debaryomycetaceae. Bases 1 to 2154 code for a protein of 717 amino acids. Gene Ontology annotation, molecular function: triacylglycerol lipase activity. The record is from RefSeq and is a predicted model, not a curated record. The transcript has a single exon. Gene Ontology annotation, biological process: lipid metabolic process.
AUGACCCUGUCGACCCCGUUGUACGACGAAAACGAAGACUAUAUCGAUGAGAACCACAUCAACACGUUUGCGAAAGCUUUACUCUGGGAAGAUGACGAUCACGAUGGUUUAGCGUCACCUCCACUUCCGGCCUAUGAGGGUGAUAAGCUUGCCGAGGUCAAUGCCGAGGAAUUGAGUCUGGUUUUGACACCAGAGCCAAAUAACGAGCUGGAGAAGAGCCGUCCCGAGUUUGUGGUGUCUCACAACGACUGGUACCCUAUUAAUGCACCUGAAAAAUCAAAAGCAAAGGCAGACGCAAAGGGACGCAAGAAGCGGGCUUCCACGCGUGAUGAAUUCCGGUCGUCUGCAGCUUAUACGUUGUUACGAUGGCCGUUUCUAAUAAUAAUCACAGUGUGGAUUCUUCUACUUUGUAUACUCUAUACUGUUGUUCGUGCCUAUGUUGCAUUGCUGGAGUAUAUGUUGACAUGGGUGGGUGAGCGCAAAGUGUUGAGAAACAAAUUGCGGGCAUCGAAAACUUAUGAGGAAUGGAUCGAAAAUGCCCUUGAACUUGACCGAUAUUUGCACCUCGACAAGUGGUCUUCGAUCCCCCGGUUUUCGUACUAUGAUUACCGCACCGUUAAGAGAACCACGUCCAAAUUACGCAUGCUUCGUAUGAGGGGAAUGGACGAAGAAUUAAUGGUCUUUCUUCAAGGCUGUCUCAAGAAGAAUUUCGCCGGAAUUGAAAAUCGCCAACUUUAUGCCCACCGCUACUACGGCACCAAAAAUGUUGUCCAUGUCUAUAUCGACGAGGUGGUAGCUUCCAUCGACCAUGUCACCGAAUCUGAGAAUAUUACCCCAGAAGAUAAACGCAGAUUCUUCCGCAGCGUACUGCGGAAUUAUGGAAGAACCGCACUAUGUCUCAGUGGAGGUGCUUGCUUUGCUUAUACCCACUUUGGCAUUGUCAAGGCGCUUCUAGACAACGAUCUUCUUCCCAGCAUCAUCACUGGAACUUCUGGAGGUGGGUUGGUCGCAGCAUUGGCUUGUACUCGUACCGACGACGAACUCAAACAAUUAUUGGUUCCUCGUCUAGCUCGCAAAAUUACUGCCUGUGAAGAUCCCUGGUACGUGUGGAUCCCCCGGUGGUGGCGCACUGGAGCCAGGUUUGAUUCCACGGCGUGGGCUCGUAAAAGCAACUAUUUUACCCUUGGUUCGUUGACUUUCCAGGAAGCGUAUCAUCGAACAGGAAGACGUCUUAACAUUUCCACAGUCCCUGCCGACCCCCACUCCCCAGUAAUCUUGUGCAACAACAUCACCGCUCCAAACUGUAUUAUUUGGCUGUGUUUGUUGGCGUCGUCGGCGGUUCCUGGCAUUUUGAACCCGGUGGUUCUCAUGAUGAAAGACUCCAAAAAGAACACAAUUGUUCCAUUUUCGUUGGGUUCGAAGUGGAAAGACGGCUCGCUUCGAACAGAUAUCCCAAUCGAUGCUCUCAAAACUUACUAUAAUGUUAAUUUUACCGUGGUUUCCCAGGUAAAUCCACACAUUCUGCUCUUUUUCUUUGCUCCAAAAGGGUCGGUUGGCAGACCAGUAGCACUGUCUCGAAGAAAAACCCGCAGAGAAAAAUACGCCUCCCUUCGAGGCGGCUUCAUCGCUACGGCACUAGAGCACCUUUUCAAGUUGGAAAUCAAAAAAUGGUUGGAAAUGAUCAAAACGCUCGACUUGCUUCCAAGACUUCUGGAACUGGACUGGCUGAGCAUUUGGCUCCAGCGGUUCACGGGGCUGAUCACCAUCUGGCCCAGAAACAACUUCAGGGACUUCUGGUACAUUUUGAGCGAUCCAAGUGAGGAAGGGCUUGGUGAAAUGAUUCGGAAAGGUGAGCGGUAUAUGUUUCCCAAAAUUCUCUUUCUCAAACACCGGUUAUCGAUUGAAAACGCCAUAGAACGAGGCAGAACUAAGUCCAAGCUCUCCACCGCCCACCUCGAGCACUCUCCUCGGUUUUCAGGCACUCCGGAAUUUGCAGGUCCAGAAUUUCAGUUGCAGACCGUACACUACGACGACGAUUACGACUCCGAAUCCAGCGCAGAGGAAACCUUGCUGCCGGGAUUCAGCCAGGGGACCCAUGCUGUGCUCACAGACGAAUCUGACGACGAUUCGAGUGACGACGAGAUCGACGACUAG